Molecule: messenger RNA, 2521 nt
Organism: Chlorella variabilis
Lineage: Eukaryota; Viridiplantae; Chlorophyta; Trebouxiophyceae; Chlorellales; Chlorellaceae
Exons: 12
Coding region: 194-2521 (775 amino acids)
Biological process (GO): autophagosome assembly; autophagy of mitochondrion; autophagy of peroxisome
Cellular component (GO): Atg1/ULK1 kinase complex; extrinsic component of membrane; phagophore assembly site membrane
Molecular function (GO): protein kinase binding; molecular adaptor activity
Source: RefSeq, a predicted model, not a curated record
ACCAGUGCUACUUCACAUUGCUUCUGGCUGCUGCUCAGGUAGCCCAGCGGCCCUUUUCAAGUGCCGCGGUUGGCCCUUGCUGCCAAUGCCGGCCUCCCCGCUCCAGGCGCUUCACUAGGCCGCCACCGAGCCUGUACAGGCGGUUGGACGCGAUAGCCGAGGGGCUAGGAGGUCCAGGGUGGUGGGGGACGCCAUGGCCAGGCUCGCUGUGCUGUGCAGCAGCAGUGGCAAGACGGUGGAGCUGGAGGUUGGCUCCCAUGCACGCGUGGAGGUCGUCCAGCAGACGCUGGCGGAGCUGACGGGCAUCCCCAAGGGCGACCAGAUCCUGAUGUGCGAGGGCGCCCGCCUGGACGGCGCCAAGCCGCUCGCCGCCUAUGGCCUGCCCUGGGAGGAGCACGACAAAGUGCACGAUGUGUUCCUGUACAGCCGGGCACACCUGCGGCCCGACGCGCCGCUGCCACCGCCCGAGCAGCUGCCCGAAUGCCCCCUGGACCUGAGCGGGCUGGAGGGCAUCGCGCAGCAGCGGCACCGCCUGGACGAGGCCGGCAGCCCGCUGCUGCGCCUGCUGCCCGACUACCAGCGCCAGUUCCAGGCGCACCUGCUGCAGGCCAACGCGGCGCACGAGGCCAGCCAGCAGCGCAUGGCCACCUGCGCGCGGCUGGUGAGCGAGCAGGAGGUGCAGGCGCUGUCCAUCGACGCCGCCACCUCCAACGUGGAGCUGCACUACGCAUACAUACGCGACUCCUUCGGCGCAUUCAUGGCACGCUACCAGCAGCAGCACGCGCAGCACGCGGAGGUGCUGUCCCGGUUUGAGCCCGACCUGCAGCACCUGGCCGCCACCGAGCUGCACCCGGCGCUGCGCGGCAGCGAGGAGGGCGCCGCCAGCCUGGCGGGCCUGGUCAGCGCCGAGGCGCUGCGCGAGUCGGCGGCGGCCUGCGCGCGCGGCCACCAGCACUUUGGCGGCAAGGUGGCGGAGCUGGAGGGGCUGUUCGGCAUGCUCAAGGCGGAUGUGGAGGCGCUCUUCAUGCAGGCCCCCAGCGUGGACCUGGAGGCUCUGACGCGGCAGCUGGAGGAGCAGCACGGCGCGGUGGAUGAGCAGGGCAGCAUCGUGGCGGCGCUGUCCUCUGACCUGUCCAAGGUGGCGCAGCUGGUGGAGCAGGCGGGGGAGGCGGCGGCGGCGGCCGACCCCGCCGCCUCGGCGCACGUCUCCGACACGGUGCACAUGCUGGAGGCGAUGCGGGAGGCGCACGUGGGGCACCUGCUGCCGCGCGUGGACGGCUGCCGCGCCGCGGUGGAGGCCUUUGCGGCGCAGUGCCUGGACUGCAAGAAUGCGCUGACGCGGGACGUCUUCACCCAGCUGCGCACCAUCUCCUCGCAGCAGAGCAAGAUCCGGGAGAUGAAGAACAAGCUGGCGCUGUUCCGCGAGGCGCUGGCGCGGCAGGAGGGGGCGGUGCAGGAGCUGCUGGUGGUGCGCCGCGUGCCCGCCGCAUACAAGCAGUGCCUGGCGGAGUGCGUGCGCAGGGGCGCAUUCAUGGAGAAGUAUGCGCACAGCGCGGCGCAGCUGGCGGAGCGCAUGGGCGCGUUCCGUGAGAAGGAGCUGGCCAUGCGGGACGCCUUCCGCAAGCAUGUGGAGCGGCUGAUCCCGGCGCAGCUGCUGGAGCGCAUGGGGCUGCUGGAGCAGCCGCCGCACUGCCAGGUCAGCGUGUCGUCGGCGGAAGGCGAGCGCCUGCUGGGCGUGACCGUGGACGACGUGCGCCGCAUCCAGCUGCCCUGGGCACCCGCCUCCCUGCUGGCCCCGCCGCCCUCGCCCACGUCGGCGGGCACGCCCGGCGGCGCCGCCAGCGGCGGCAGCAGCCGCGACGGCUCCCUGCACCCGUCGGCCGCCGAGCAGCAGCAGCAGGAGGAGGAGGCGGCCGCGGCGGCGGCGGCGGCGGCCGAGGUGGAUGUUACCUCCAUGCUGCAGCUGGAGAAUGCCAAGCUGCGGGCGGAGGUGGCCUCACAGAUCGCGCUGGACUGCAUCCGCGCCGAUGGGCUGGCUGUGGAGCUGCAGUCGCAGCUGGGAGCCUCGCGGAGGCAGGCGGCCGCCUACGAGGCCCGCAUCCACCACCUGGAGCAGCAGCUGGCGGCGGCAGCGGCUGCCGCGGACGGCCGCCCCGGCGCGGCGCCAGGCUGCGCCGCGGCGCCGGCCCUGCUGGCCGGCUCAGGCAGCCAGCCCGCGCCGUUGCCGCCCGCCUCUGCCGGAGGCAGCCCGACCGGCAGCGCAGCCAGCAGCAUGGCUCUCUCCGGCGGCUCUGCGGGCACGGCGUCGGCGGCUGGGGGCAGCGUGUCGGGCAGCCUCACGGCGGCGCCGGCGGCGGCCUCGCUGCCAGCCUCGCCCACCGCGCAGCAGGCAUCCACCGCCGCGGCCCGCCUGUCGUCUUCUGUGGACGCCGCCGCCGGCUCCUCCCUGUCUGGCUCGCUGCGCGCCCCCGACCCCUCCCGCUCCCUGGGCCACAGCAGCAGCAGCUGCCUCAGCUGGUAG